GACCAUCAAAGCUACUAUUAUUGGAUUAUUAAACAUUAUUACACAUUGGUAUUGUUGGAAAUCCAUCACUUAUCAGUUGUCUUUUGAUAAUCAGAGGAUCUGUUUUUGGAUUUUUGUUUUGUGUAGUGUUUACAAUCUUUUUCUUUCUCAAACUGAUCAGCAUCGGGAAACUGCUUUUUGCUACAAAACCCACCUGGAUUCUGGUAUCGCGGCUAACCAGAACCGGUUUUCCGGCGAACCCAGAUGGAAAAAGAACCACUUUUACCCUAUAUCAGCCCAAGAAGACCCCAGCCAUCACCGCCGCCACCACUCUACUCUUUACCAGAAGACAAUGGAAUCUCUAUUCCUCCUCUGUCUGUAACCCCAUCAGAACUGAAAGACCUGCUUAUCUUUGGUUCUUCAUCUUCAUCUUCACCUCCUAGAGACACAGCCUCAAGCCUUGUUGAUGCCUUGACCCCGACCUUAAAGUCAACUAUGCCCUCCACUUCUUCUUCGUCAGACGCUAUUAGCAAUCUUGACCCACAAAACCAGCUGUCUUGGUUGAUUGAUCCUAAUUAUCCAGGGACAAAAAGUAAUCUUCAUAGGUCCAAAACAGCCCCAGCCAUGGCUACAAUCAGUGAUUUUGAGCGCCCUUCGGUGCCUCAACCACCCCAAUUUGGUUCUUCUGUUGUUAGACAGUCUUUUGUGCUUUUGAUUCUGUAUUUGACACUUGGGGUGGUUAUAUAUUAUUUUAAUAGGGAUCAUUUUAAUGCUAUUGAGACACACCCAAUUGUUGAUGCUUUGUAUUUUUGCAUUGUCACAAUGUGUACAAUUGGGUAUGGUGAUAUAACUCCUCAUAGUAAUGCAGCAAAAUUGUUUUCAAUUAUGUUUGUGCUUGUUGGUUUUGGAUUUAUUGAUAUUUUGCUUUCUGGGAUGGUUAGUUAUGUGCUUGAUUUGCAAGAGAAUCAUCUGUUGAGGACAAUUAAGGAUGGGGGAGCCCAUGAUCACGUGUCUUAUAUAGUUGAUGUGAAGAAGGGGAGGAUGAGGAUUCGAAUGAAGGUGGCAUUGGCAUUGGGGGUUGUGGUUCUUUGUAUCGGAAUUGGCGUUGCCGUUAUGCAUUUUGUUGAGAGGCUUGAUUGGUUAGAUUCGUUUUAUCUUUCUGUUAUGUCUGUUACUACUGUUGGAUAUGGUGACAGGGCAUUUACUUCUUUGGCUGGUCGGAUUUUUGCAUCUAUUUGGUUGCUUGUGUCGACACUAGCUGUUGCUCGAGCCUUUCUUUACUUGGCUGAGGCAAGGGUGGAUAAGCGGCAUAGGAGGAUGGCAAAAUGGGUGCUUGGUCAGGAUAUGACUGUUGCUCAGUUCCUUGCUGCAGACAUUAACAACAAUGGUUUUGUGAGUAAAUCAGAAUACGUUAUUUACAAGCUGAAGGAAAUGGGAAAGGUAUCAGAGAAAGACAUCUUGCAGAUCUGCAAAAUUUUUGAUCGGCUAGACACUGGCAAUCUUGGAAAGAUUACUCUUGCUGAUCUCAUGGAAAGUCAUCACAGAUAUUCAGAUUCUGUGGGAUAAGUGAUGGCAAUUCAGGUGUCUACGGUGCCAAACAUAAUCAUCUCAGAUUCAGCAGAGAGCCAAGAGAAGUCUUUACGGUUCUAAGAUAGGAAGAAGUGAAAGUUUGAACUUCCAAUUCUACAUGAAGGGUGCUUGUAUGAACUCAACUAUCUGACGGUUAGAUUGUGGUGCCUGAAGAUCCUGAACAUCCAAUGGGCUAGACUUCUCUUCAAUUCGGAAGUGCAGAACACAAAUCUCUCGUGGCCUUAUCUCCUACCCAAACACAUUUAUGUUGAUAUCUAAUUUAUUUGUGUACAGGAAAAGUUGUUGCGCCAAUUGCUUAAGUUCGUGGCAGUCCAUUUGUGUUUGAUUGGUGAGGCAUUGUGCUGAUCGAGAGAAGUACCAUGACAGGAAAACUUGAGAAAGGCUCCUCAAUCACUGGAUCCAAUUUGUUGGGGAGGAC
Ilex paraguariensis (yerba mate) is the source of this 1987-nucleotide messenger RNA. The record is from the annotation of a GenBank genome assembly. NCBI's taxonomy places the organism in Eukaryota, Viridiplantae, Streptophyta, Magnoliopsida, Aquifoliales, Aquifoliaceae.